This is a messenger RNA of Camelus dromedarius (Arabian camel), 8176 nucleotides long. RefSeq names its product zinc finger protein 23 (gene ZNF23). Gene Ontology annotation, biological process: negative regulation of transcription by RNA polymerase II. The record is from RefSeq and is a predicted model, not a curated record. Lineage: Eukaryota; Metazoa; Chordata; Mammalia; Artiodactyla; Camelidae. The transcript has 6 exons. Gene Ontology annotation, molecular function: RNA polymerase II cis-regulatory region sequence-specific DNA binding; DNA-binding transcription repressor activity, RNA polymerase II-specific. The coding region runs from base 5572 to 7695 and encodes 707 amino acids.
UGCUAUACACCAGAAACUAACAUAACAUGGUAAAUCAGCUAUACUUCAAUAAAAAAAUACCUUCUAUGCCUUCUUCAGGAUGAUGUGAAGAAACAAUUACAUAAUAAAUAUGAAAGGUUUAUGACCUCAUAAAUUGCCAUUCAGAUGAAAAAUCAGAACACUUGCAUGCAAGGUAACUCGUUCAGGAAGAGUUUGAAGUGGCUGAGUAAAGCAAUUAGAACAUUUAGAGUUUCCAGUUUUAUUACACGUUUAUUAUGUUUAAACUAUGUUUAAGUUGUGUAGUUUUAUUAUGUUUAAAUUGUAUUGGGGUAAUUUACUUUUACCAACAAGAAAAAUUUGUAGUCCUUGUCUUUUUAACUUUUCAAAGACAAAUAACUCAUAAUUAUAGAGAUCUUUAAGAUGUAAGAAAAAUCCCCAGAAGAGCCACCUUGGUCAUUUGGGUCCACAAUAAAUUCUCAUCUUUGGAAUUCUAUAGAUUUUGAGGCAAAGUUAUAGGCAGAAGCAAGCUAGAGUUGGGGCACUAGGCGAUAUGUGUCAGGUUCUGGCCAGCUGAAUUCAAAAUAAGAAAUAGAAUGAGACAAGUGUUUAAACCCAUUCAGAGGGGGCUGUGGGCAGGCUGGAGAACAAAGCUUUUAAGUUCAGACUCAGAACGUUGGAGAGCUCCGAAAUACGCUGAGGCAGGGUCAGCACCUCGGACAGCACCACACUUUACCUACUUUUCUCCGCUGUAGUUCGUCCGUGAAUGCACGUUGCAAUGGAUUCUGCUAAUUUCCUGAGACUUUUGACUUCUUUGUGCUGAAUAGUUGUAAUCCCCUAUAGAUAGCACUCUUUUGGAAGGCUCUUUAUGACAGUGUAGGGAUGAGAUUCUUUCCUUUCCUUCUAGUAGACUUCAGCAUCAGAGCUCAUAAUUGGACCCCUUUGGGAGAGCUGUGAGUUUGAGACCCAGUAUUACUGGUAUUCUGGGAGCCAACAUCCUUCAAGUUAGGAGGAAAUAUCUGAUACCUGAUUGUGCUACAUGGAGAAUACUACUCAGGAUUCUUCUAUUAGUGGAAAAAAUGUGAGAAAGAGGAUAUGUUGUAUUCAUUUUGAGACAGGCAACUUCUCAUUCAUACUCUGUCAUAACUUGCUACCCUCCCAGUGUAAACCUCUUUUCAGAAAGAGUGGAUUGGGUUUUCUUUCACUGUGGAAGAAACUUCUGAAGUUGGUUGUUGUCAGCAAGUUUUAGUGAAGUCAGGCAAAACAAACUUCUGAAAGAGUUUGGCACUGCAGCCUCUUUCCCCUUGUUGCUAUAGUGUCAUAGUUACAAACUUAUGCAUUGAUUAGUUAUUCCUUUAUUGAAAAAUAUAUAAGGAUGGUUGGACCCACAAUUAAGGUGGAGGAGGAAAAAGGUUAAUAUUAAUUGAGCAAUCACCGAAUCCCAUGUCCUAUUGUAUGUAUUUUAAGUAAAACAAUAUAUGGUAUUUACAACAACUACAUACUAUUACCCUACUUUUCAGAUGAAUGAUUGGAAUUUCAGAAAUGCUAAGUGAUUGCCCAGUGUCUCAUCGCUGAUCAGUGAAGGAACCAGGGCUCCUCAGUUUCAUUCCCACUAAAUCAAAUACUGCAACAGCUAGCUGGUAAGUGAUUUGAACUUACUGACUAGACAGCACUAAGUUCCUUUUCAUUUUUGACACCUGGGUAUACUUUCCUAUGCUGUAAGUGUUUAAAAUGAUGUUGUAAAUUAUAUCUUAUCCUAAAUUUCUAGAUACUGUUUUUCAGCAUUUACUACAUUGCCUGAAAGAGAACUCUGCCUAAUAUUUGUGUCUUAAAGUGGUUGCUAUAAGAUACUAAUGUUGCUAUGCCAUUUUUCGUUUAGCUGAGUACUUAUAUGACAUAUCUCUUUUUCAUUCUUUAAUUUUCAAUCCUUUUGCAUUCUUAUAUUUUAGUAGUACCUUGUAAAUAUCUAUUUUUUCCCUAGAUAAACUUCAGAAUCAUUUUCACAAAGCCAAAACAAAUCCUACUGGGGUUUCAUUUGAGUAGACCAAUUCCUCCUACUUUAUUCUCCUUUUUCAAAAUUGUUUGAAAUUGGCCUUAGAGAUUAAGUCAAGAUGGAAGCCCUUCCUAUUGAAAAAUCACCUGUUCCUUUCCAUUUGUACAAGUAUUUUUUGUUGCUAGUUUAGUCCCCGAGUAUUUAAAGUUUUCUUCAUCUAUGUCUUAAACAUGUAUUGUUAAAUUUAUUCCUAAAUAUUUUCGGCUGUUUCAUUGCUUUUUUGAAUAAGAUCUCUCUGUACCCUAGUAUAUUUCUCCACAUAGUAAGUUGAAUGAUUUAUUAAUUUAAUUCACAAUGUCAAUAAAUAAGGAAGAUUUUUAUAUUAUUGAAACAUCCUUGAACACCUGGAAUGAACCCCAACCAGACUUUUAUUGUUUUCCCACACUUUUCAAGAGGAGACACAGGCAGAACCAUCUUUACUCUGUCAUCUUGAAACUGGAAACACCAAAAGAGAUUUUUUUAAUGCAAGAAGAUUGUCAAUUUCCCCUAGUGGACAGAGAGGAAAGGUCUUAUGGAAGCCCUGGGAAUGCAGGGACAAAGGGUACAGAAGAAGCCUUAGAGCUGAGUAGGAAGGAACAUGGCUAUAGGCCCAGCAUAGAGAUGGACUUCCAGAACAUUGAACUAUGAGAGCCAGCUUAAGUUUUUAACCAUUACUUUGUGUGAUUUUUCCACCAUCCGUCAUUUCCAAGGGGAUUAGUUAGGAUAUGGGCUGCUAGGGCUGAUAUAGCAGCUCCAUGACUCUCCCUUCUGGCUGCUCUCUCAUCCUCAGGGGCCACAUCCUCAUCCACAUGGUCCAAGAUGCUCACACCCCUGGCAGCAUUCCCUGGUUGAGGGACUAGGGAGGGUGUGCUCCUUCUCUUUAAGGGCAUAGCAUUGCUUUUUCCUAAAGCCUAUUUGCCAGAAGUUAGUCACAUGUCCACACUUUGUUGUAAAGGGUGCUAGAAAGUGUUAUUUUUUUUCUGGACUGUCUUUGCCUUGCUAGAGAUUCUGUUACAUAUAAGAAGGGGAAAACAGGGGUUGGAAGACAAGGAGUGUGGUCUUUGCCUCUCCAGGCCUUCUGUAGAGCUUUAGUAACUUGUCAUGCACCUGUCCCAGCACUGUUAGGAGUCGGAGCUUCAUGAUAAUUUAGGAGGCCUUACUUUCUUAUCUGUAAAACAUUUGAGGCCAUCAUUUCUGUAACACUGUGAUCUAGUUCUUUUUUAUUUCUUUAGACAAGACCUCGUUCCUAGCUAAAGGUCUGCUUUCUGGGCUUAGGAAGAAGUGGAAACAGCACUUCUUUCCAAGAGCAGUGUAAUCCCCAGCUAUCAUUCUGACCAAUCAUGGGACCACUUUCCUAUCUGAAUGCUCAUUUUGGGCAACAGUGAUGAUCAGGGAAGAGACGAAGCAGAGAAGAGCUCCUGGUUAGUGUCAUGAUCUCAGGCAUAAGACAUAUCCUACCCUCAGUGGCACUGAAAUAAAGAAAGGUUCUACCAGGAGUUGGGGCUGAAGCCCUUGGACAUGUCAACAACCAAUGUUUAUUGCAUGCCUCCUUUGUGCUGGGCCUUGUGCUCUAGCUGAAGGGGAGAGAAUUAGAAUGCUGAGAGGCUGGAGAGAUGAGGGAGGGCUGACUACCUUCCAGUGUAGCCACACUGGAGGCAUCAGAGCUGAAAGGUGAAAGGCCUGCACUGUCAGGGUUGGGAGGGAACUAAGAGUGGUUAAUCCAGGGGCUUUUAGUGCUGUUCCCCUCCCCCAGGCUUCAUUUUGGAAUUUUACAGGGACUUUUUUGUCACAAGAUUUGGUGAUGUUGGAUGGAAGCCAGGAGGGCCACAAAAAUCCUGCAAUGCACAGGUUGGACCCACCUAUCAAAAAGUUUUCACAGACUUUCAUGUCUUGCUGGACAUUUAUGUGGGUAAAAACUGUUUAGAAAUUACCUGAAUCUAGAGCAUUUUUUUCCCCCAGAUAAACACAGUGUGUUUUUGCACAGUUUUAACAUAGCUGAUUCUCCAGAAAGAUAACUACUGUAUAAUGAAGAGAAGAUUGUACAAUGUUUCAUUCAGAACUUUACCAAAAAGGGAUCACCACUAUGGAUCACACCUUAUGAUUUUGAAACACCAAUGUAAGAUACAAGCAUUGUGGCUGUGGCAUUCAGGCACAUUUUAUGUGAGGAGGCAAAUUAUCUGAUCAAUUUAUUACGUCUCCUACAAUAGUCAUAACCAAACAGUUACAUUCUGAGAUAUAUAUUUUUUAAAUUAUAAAUUAUUUUCCUUUUAUUUCUCUUUUCCCACAUAAAUGUUAUUACAUAACAUUAAUUUUUAAAAUACAGGCUGUUUAUAUUGCCUGUGAUCUUCUAUGCCGUUAUCUAUGAGUUUCAUGACAGGGGAGUAUGGUGGUCAUUAGGAAAUAUUUGUUCCGGAAAGGGGACCUUGAGUUUGACAGCGUGCGAUCCACGGGUCCAGUCCGGAGACUCCCAGAUCUGGCAAUACCUGCAGAUCUACUAAGAUACAGAGCCCCGGCGCCACCCCCCAGGUUUGGACCAGCGCUCGCCUCUCAUUCUUGCCUUCCCAGCCCACUGCGAGGAGCAAUUGCUUUCUGAAUGAGAACCACAGGAGACGAAGAAGAGACAAGUUGGAGGCUCGGAAACAACUGGGCUUGGGCUGCAGGGGGCUAGGCCAGAGCACCAACGAGAGGGAGCGUCGCUGCUCCUAGAGAGGCUCGGUCGCAGCCUGGUGAUGCACUUCCGGCCGUGCCUCAGAGCCGCCUGCUGCGGAGGGUCGUGAGUCAGAGUCAGUGGGGAAGCAGAAAAAGCAGAGCCACACCAGGACGUCCGAGAGCAGAAGUCCGGCUUUUGGAGGCCACUGUCUUCUGGAGUGGUGUCGGUUCCAAAAGCUCCAGUCCUUUUCUGAGAGGGAGACCAGGUGAUGGCAGCCAUGCUCCUAACAGCCUGGCCCCAGGUGAGCUGUGGGUCCUUCAACUCUUCCUGUGAGCAGUUUCUCAUUGAAGAAAACUGAGAAGGGAAGCUGGUGAGCCUUGUGAUGAAAGCUGGAGGGGGCCUCCAUGCUUCUGCCUGCUGGACUGGGGCUUGUGGGAAGAGCAGUGAUGUGGAGGGAUUGGGGCCAGAGACAGGACAGUGAAGGGAUGAUGCAGCAGGAAGGUGUGCCUGAAAGGCAGAAGUGUAGCCUCUGCACACUAGUGUGCUUUGCCCCUGUGGUGCAGGAGCUCCCCAGCAGAGGGCUCUAAGCUGCCCGUGAAUGGAGGAGGGAAGCCGAGGACUAGGGUUCCAGGGACGGGGUGUAGGUAAAAAGGAAUAGAAGGACCAGAUCCACAUAAAGGAUGGCUGUGCCUCUGCUUCUGGGGACAGGGAGGAUGAGGGGAGUGGGGUCAGGGGAGGGAAAGAGGAAGCUGUGGGGCAGGAUGUCUCAUUGUGUCCUGGAGAGGUUUUCGGGCCUUGGGACGCAGUGGCCAACCUUUAGGUCUUUGUUGAGAGCUCUGGAAUCUCUACCUUAGAAAAAUAAACAUGCAAACAAAAUUUUCCGUAUGAUUUCAGAGACUUCUUGGAUCACCUGAUGCUCAUCCAUGGACCUCCAUGGACUAUAGGGCCUGAGCCAUGGAAUUGGCCCUGGGGCAGCAGGAACCUAUUGUUUCAGAAGUCGGUGACCUUCGAGGAUGUGGCUGUGUACUUCACCCAGACGGAGUGGGAUGGCCUGUCCCCUGCACAGAGGGCUCUGUACAGGGAUGUGAUGCUGGAGAAUUAUGGGAAUGUGGCCUCCCUGGGAUUUCCCCUUCUCAAACCUGCUGUGAUCUCACAACUGGAGGGAGGAGGUGAGCUGGGGGGCCCAUCUCCACUGGCCUCUGGAACAGGCACAGGCCCCCAGGGCCUCUGGACUGUAGAUAUUGAUAUCCAGACUGACAAUAAUUUGACAGAGGAAAUGUACGAAGAAAAACAUAAUACAUCAUUUGAACUUCACAGGGACUUUUCCCAGGAAACAGACUUUUCAGAAACCUAUAUUCUAGAGAAACAGCAGGAAGUCCACUCAGUAAGAAGUAUCAAGAAAGAAAACAGCAGUGUCAUUGAUGGGACAGUGGAAGACAAUACAAGCCCCAUGGAGGACUGUUUCUUUAGUCAAAAUCCAAACUUGAAUCAGUGUCAUACCAUCUCCCCUGGGGAGCAGCCCCCUGAGUAUACAGGAUUGGAGGAAGCCUUCAGGUUUGACACAAAACUUAUUCAGCAUGAAAUAAUUAAUUCCAGGGAAAGACCUUUGAGAUGUGAAGAAUUAGUGGAAACCUUCAGGUAUAACGCUCAACUUAACCAGGAUGAAGAUAGCUACACUGAGGAGAAGCCCUAUCAGUGUAAGGAGUGUGGCAAAGCCUUUAGCAUUAAUGCAAAAUUAAUUUGGCAUCAAAGACUUCACAGUGUGGAGAAGCCCUUCAAAUGUGUGGAGUGCGGGAAAAGCUUCAGUUACAGUUCCCAUUAUAUCACACAUCAGACAAUCCACAGUGGGGAGAAGCCCUAUCAGUGUCAGGUGUGUGGGAAAGCCUUCAGCGUUAACGGGAGUCUGAGUAGGCAUCAGCGAAUCCACACAGGAGAGAAGCCCUAUCAGUGCAAGGAGUGUGGGAAUGGCUUUAGCUGUAGUUCUGCAUAUAUCACACACCAGAGAGUCCACACUGGAGAGAAACCUUAUGAAUGUAAUGACUGUGGGAAAGCUUUCAAUGUUAAUGCAAAGUUAAUUCAACAUCAGAGAAUCCACACUGGAGAGAAACCUUAUGAAUGUAAUGAGUGUGGGAAAGGCUUCAGGUGCAGCUCCCAGCUUAGGCAGCAUCAGAGCAUCCAUACUGGAGAGAGGCCCUAUCAAUGUAAGGAGUGUGGAAAAGCCUUCAGUAAUAAUGCAAAACUCAUUCAGCAUCAAAGAAUUCACACAGGGGAGAAACCCUUUAAGUGUACUGAAUGUGGAAAAGCCUUUAGUAUUAAAGGGAAAUUAAUCCAGCACCAGAGAAUCCACACGGGUGAGAAACCCUAUGAGUGUAAAGAGUGUGGGAAAGCCUUCAGGUGUAACUCCCAGCUUCGGCAGCACCUGAGAAUCCACACUGGGGAGAAGCCCUAUGAGUGUAAUGAGUGUGGAAAAGCCUUCAACGUUAAUGCAAAACUAAUGCAGCAUCAGAGGAUUCAUACUGGGGAGAAGCCUUUUGAAUGUAAUGAAUGUGGGAAAUGCUUUACUUCUAAAAGAAACCUACUGGAUCAUCACCGAAUCCACACUGGAGAAAAGCCUUAUCAAUGUAAGGAAUGUGGGAAAGCCUUCAGCAUCAAUGCCAAACUAACUAGGCAUCGGAGAAUACACACUGGGGAAAAACCUUUCAAAUGUAUGGAAUGUGAGAAAGCAUUUAGCUGUAGUUCUGACUAUAUUGUACAUCAGAGAAUCCAUACUGGAGAGAAACCCUUUCAAUGUAAGGAGUGUGGAAAAGCCUUCCAUGUUAAUGCCCAUUUAAUUCGGCAUCAGAGAAGCCACACUGGGGAGAAACCCUUCAGAUGUGUGGAGUGUGGCAAAGGCUUCAGCUAUAGUUCUGAUUGUAUUAUACAUCAGACAGUCCAUACUUGGAAGAAACCCUAUGUGUGUAAUGUGUGUGGGAAAGCCUUCAGGUUUAGCUUCCAACUUGGUCAGCAUCAGAGCGUCCAUAGUGAAGGAAAAUCCUAAUGAGAAGGAUGUAGAGAACUGUCAAGGCUAAAGCUGAACUGGAUCAAGUAUCCUCAGAUUCACCCUGGUGGAAGACCCUGAGAGGGAAAUGAAUAUGGCAGAAUCUCCACAAGGAAACAAAGCUUUUCCAUUUUAUUCAGUUUUAAACAUGGAGUGAUGACCAGUUUAAAUAUAACAUCCAAAAAUAAAUGUUUUAUGUCAACAACGAAUAGAAAAUAUCUCAUUCCCAACAGCAUCAAGAAAAGUAGAUUUUCUAGGUAUAAACUGAAUUAUUCAGGACCUAUGUGGAGAAAUUAUAAAUCUCCACUGAGGGCCACAAAAGGAAAGUUAAAUAAAUGGGAGAAGAGAGAGAUACCUUGUUCUUAAAAAACUCAUAAAAAUACUCUACCUGAAUUAAUUUAUUGCCCUUUUGUUUUUGACAACAAGCAUGCAUCACUUUUGUAAAGAGGAGAAACAAUAAAGAUUUCCUUAAAAAAGGUGA